CGAGUCCCGGCCAGUGCCUCUGCUUCCGGCUCGAAUUGCUCUCGCUCACGCUUGCCUUCAACAUGUCCGAGACUGCGCCUGCCGCGCCCGCUGCUCCGGCCCCUGCCGAGAAGACUCCCGUGAAGAAGAAGGCCCGCAAGUCUGCAGGUGCGGCCAAGCGCAAAGCGUCUGGGCCCCCGGUGUCCGAGCUCAUUACUAAAGCUGUUGCCGCCUCCAAGGAGCGCAGCGGCGUAUCUUUGGCCGCUCUCAAGAAAGCGCUGGCAGCCGCUGGCUAUGACGUGGAGAAGAACAACAGCCGCAUCAAGCUGGGUCUCAAGAGCCUGGUGAGCAAGGGCACCCUGGUGCAGACCAAGGGCACCGGCGCGUCGGGUUCCUUCAAACUCAACAAGAAGGCGGCCUCUGGGGAAGCCAAGCCUAAGGCUAAAAAGGCAGGCGCGGCCAAGGCCAAGAAGCCAGCAGGAGCGGCGAAGAAGCCCAAGAAGGCGACGGGGGCGGCCACCCCCAAGAAGAGCGCCAAGAAGACCCCAAAGAAGGCGAAGAAGCCGGCUGCAGCUGCUGGAGCCAAAAAAGCGAAAAGCCCGAAAAAGGCGAAAGCAGCCAAGCCAAAAAAGGCGCCCAAGAGCCCAGCGAAGGCCAAAGCAGUUAAACCCAAGGCGGCUAAACCAAAGACCGCCAAGCCCAAGGCAGCCAAGCCAAAGAAGGCGGCAGCCAAGAAAAAGUAGAAAGUUCCUUUGGCCAACUGCUUAGAAGCCCAACACAACCCAAAGGCUCUUUUCAGAGCCACCCA
Homo sapiens (human) is the source of this 787-nucleotide messenger RNA. RefSeq names its product H1.4 linker histone, cluster member (gene H1-4). The record is from RefSeq and is marked reviewed. The transcript has a single exon. Gene Ontology annotation, biological process: nucleosome assembly. Bases 63 to 722 code for a protein of 219 amino acids. Gene Ontology annotation, molecular function: chromatin DNA binding; DNA binding; structural constituent of chromatin. Gene Ontology annotation, cellular component: chromatin; chromosome; nucleus. Lineage: Eukaryota; Metazoa; Chordata; Mammalia; Primates; Hominidae.